AUGUCUCACCCACCACCUUACCAACAACCGCAAUCAUCAGAUGACGAUGCCCUGGCUUACGGAGAAGACUACGGUCAAUCCCGAGGGGCUGGUGGAUACGAAGGAACGGAGAGAUCUAUCCUUGGUGACACCUAUCGCAAAGUCAAGUCCAGCUAUGACAAGUACAAGACCCCAUCAUCUCAAUCCCAACCCUAUGGCUACAGCAGUGGUGGUACUUCCCAGCAAUAUUAUGGCCAGCAAGGUUCCGCAACCGAUUAUCCCCAACCAGGACAAUCUGCCUACCCUGGAGGUCCGCCUACGCAGCAGCCUCAAGCGAAACCUGAUUUAGGAACCAAGCUCCUCGGGACCCUACACAGUACUAUUCAUAACAUCGGCUCUGACAUUGCUACUCUGCUUGGCCCGGACGGAAAGCCUGCUCAGCCCUCAAAUCAGCCCUACGGGCAGCAGACAUCAGGACAGAGCCCCUACCAAGGCCCUUCUAACCUCCCAGCCUCGUCCGGCCCGCCCCAAGGCCAGAACCGCUAUGAGAGCUUCGCUUCAGAAAAGCCCGGAAAUGAUGUGAAAUGGUUCGUUGAUGGCUGCGGCUAUUUCUGGGCUGUUAGCGAAGCGCUCGAAGCUGCGAGAGAGUCAAUUUGGAUCCUGGACUGGUGGUUGUCUCCCGAGGUCUACCUUCGUCGCCCUCCGUCUCAGAACGAACAAUGGAGACUCGAUCGAACUUUGCAGCGAGCCGCUCAACGUGGCGUCAAAGUCAACAUCAUCGUUUACAAAGAAGUGACACAAGCUCUGACUUUGUCGUCUGCGCAUACAAAACAUGAGCUCGAGAAAUUGUCACCCAACGUCUCGGUCUUUCGUCAUCCGGAUCAUCUUCCUGACGCUCAAACAGCGCAUUCCUCCCUGAUAUCGUCCCUGCAAAACCUCAAGCUUGACGCAGCUGGGGUUUCAAAACUCGGUGCAGAUGCUUUAAAAGGGAUCUAUGGUUUGGACGACGAUGUUAUUUUGUACUGGGCUCACCAUGAGAAGCUGUGUCUCAUUGAUGGAAGGACUGCAUUCAUGGGUGGCUUGGACCUCUGUUUUGGAAGAUGGGAUACGAACCAACAUGCGAUUGCGGAUGCCCAUCCUAUGAAUGUCAAUGACAUUGUCUUUCCCGGACAGGACUACAAUAAUGCCAGGGUCAUGGAUUUCAGUGAUGUUGCAGAUCCAUUCCAGAACAAGCUGGAUAGGACGAAAAGUUCGAGAAUGGGAUGGUCCGACAUUUCUCUGUCUCUGCAUGGCCCAUGUGUCCAAGAUCUUCGUCACCACUUCAUUGAUCGUUGGAAUUUCAUCUAUGAUGAAAAGUACAACGUUCGAAGGGAUGCACGUUACUCUCGACUGGCCGACGAAUAUCCUCACUCGACAUCUGGCCCUGCACAGCGUCCACAAGCUCCACCGCCCUCCCAAGGACACCUCCAACCACCUCCCACAGGAGGGGCGUUCCCACCACCACCAGGUAGCCAACCAUACACCGAACCUGCAUGGCAUACUACGAGCAGGCCACAUACUCCUACCGGAGACCUACACCAGGUUCAACCCAGCCUUGUAUCAGGGACAACCGCAGGUUCAUAUCCUGCUCCCCCAAGCCCCCUCCCGGCGGCCGCGUUGUCUCCGCCUGCGGAGUCUCAGUUCUCCUACGGUCAGUCCACUGCGUUUGCGGGUCAGCCCACAAGCCCGUACCCUCAGCAAGCCUAUCCGCCUCCGCCUACCGGUCCACCCACCGAACCAACACCCUCUCCAGGACCUGGUCAUGAUUACACGGGCUACCAGCAGCAGAGUACCUCUACCCCAACGUAUGCGCCAUACUAUCAAGGAGCCUCAGAGCUCGCCACCCAACCAGUACCAGGCCAAGCCUAUCACCAUCAGCCAUACCAAGAGCAGGCAUCACCGCCGCCAGGUCAGACAUAUCAGCCACAAAAUUAUUAUCAGUCCGCUCCGGAGCAAAGUCGAGGGGCUGGCGAUUAUGACACCGAGCACAGCCGUGGCUUUGAUGACUACGGCUACGAUGAUGGCACCUCACGAGGGGCUGGCGGUGAGCGAGGCCUCCGUGGGAGAAUGGACCAAUACCGAACCGAAGGCAGACGCAUUGGGCAGGAAAUCUCCUCUAUCGGUAACAUCGUAUCUAGCGGUGUGGAGGGCAGGAUGCACCAUAUUCAAGGCAAGUAUCUCGGUGGACCAGGUUCUCAGGGUCGACCUUACGGUCAGCCUAGGGGUCCCAUGACCUGUCAGCUUCUCAGAAGUUGUACAAAAUGGAGUAACGGCACGCCCUUGGAGCAUUCAAUUCAAAAUGCCUACAUCGACGUCAUCCGCAACAGCCAGCAUUUUGUCUACAUUGAAAACCAAUUUUUCAUCACAGCCACCGGUGACAAACAGAAACCGGUCAAGAACCUUGUGGGCCAGGCCAUUGUUGAGCGCAUUCUGAGAGCUGCCAGAAACGGAGAAAAAUACAAGGUGAUUGUGGUGAUCCCAGCAGUUCCAGCCUUCGCUGGCGACCUCCGUGAUGAUGGAUCUUUGGGGACUCGUGCCAUUAUGGAGUUCCAGUAUUUCAGCAUUAACCGUGGUGGAAAUUCCAUCAUGGAGAAGAUCGCCGAAGCCGGGUUCAACCCCAUGGAUUACAUUCGUUUCUACAACCUCCGCAAUUACGACAGAAUCAACUGCGGUAGCACGAUGCAGCAAGCCGAACAGCAAAGCGGGGUGCGGUACGAAGAUGCACGUAGACAACAUGAUGAUGUGAUGGGCGCUGGGUAUGGUCCUUCUGGGGAGAGGACUGGAGCGAGCCAAAUGUCGCAGGCGACUCAGUAUCAGCAAUACCAGUCUGCGGCACAAAACAUGUCGGCUUCUCCAGGGAGUCGCUGGGAUACUGUUUCGGAGUGUUACAUGCUUGGAGGCCAGGACAUCCGCUCCGUGCCUUGGGAUGGACCGCCCGAGGCUGAAUUGGACGCGUUUGUCAGUGAGGAACUCUAUGUCCACUCGAAGUGUCUUAUUGCAGAUGACCGGGUUGUCAUCUGUGGUUCGGCCAACUUGAAUGACAGGAGUAUGCUCGGCUCGCACGAUAGCGAGAUUGCAAUCCUGAUCAACGACCCUACACCCGUGCAGACGUACAUUGGCGGACAACCAUAUCAAGUCAGCCAGUUCGCAUCGUCUUUACGGCGGUAUUUGACCCGCAAACAUCUUGGACUGAUCCGACCCCAAGACAUGCGAAGACCAGAUCCCAACUACCAUCCUGUCGGUGUCCCCAACGCGUAUGACUGGGGUAGUCCUGAAGACAACAUUGUCUCGGAUCCCUCAAGCGACGCUUUUCAGAGUCUUUGGAAUACGCGUGCCCGUACGAACACUGAGGUCUUCCGAAAAGCGUUCCGAGCAGUACCCGACGACAACGUCAACACUUGGGCAGACUAUAAGGAGUUUUAUGAGUACUUCUAUCAUGCUGAUCCCAAAGCUGGCGGCAAGGAAGGGGAGAAAUUGCCACCGCGGGUGGAGUAUGGACAUGUAGUGCGAGAGGAUUUCCCUGGCGGGGUCCGCGAACUGAAGGAACUGUUGAGCCAGGUCAAGGGCACCUUGGUGGAGAUGCCGUUAUGCUUUUUACAAAACGAGGACAUCGCCAAAGAAGGGUUGACCCUGAAUGCACUGACCGAAGAACUCUACACUUGA
Exophiala dermatitidis NIH/UT8656 is the source of this 3681-nucleotide messenger RNA. RefSeq names its product phospholipase D. Bases 1 to 3681 code for a protein of 1226 amino acids. The record is from RefSeq and is a predicted model, not a curated record. The transcript is spliced from 6 exons. NCBI's taxonomy places the organism in Eukaryota, Fungi, Ascomycota, Eurotiomycetes, Chaetothyriales, Herpotrichiellaceae. Gene Ontology annotation, biological process: cell motility. Gene Ontology annotation, molecular function: catalytic activity.